AUGGACCUCCCUCCGCUUUCUCUGGAUCAGCUCUCCGCAGUUAUCACAGCUGGUCCCACGCCCACUGAUCUUUAUACCUCAUUAUCGGCCUAUGAAGAACAAGCGUGCCUCCUCUCGGCUACAGACCCCAGCGAAAAGGACCUACUGCUCGAAUUUUACACUGCGUUCUUCUUUUCCCACCUUCUCACGGAUCAGAUUUGCGAAGCCCGUGCUUUAACACGGCGAAUACCACGAGAAAUAUCACGACUGGAUGCCAUGCAAACCUGUUCGCUUCUCUUGCGAGCUGUUUGGCAAAGCAAGCACACUGAAAUUUACAAAAUUCUCCGAGAAUUACCCUGGCCUGGGCGGUCGCAACCCUUAGUACAACGUUAUGAGAGCUAUUUCCAAGAAAAGACGCUGGUAGAAAUGAGCAAUUCUUACGAGACGAUACGGAUCGCUGCCGCCGCAACAUAUCUCGGGCUCGACCCAGCUGCCGUUGAGGGUGACAUAAUAGAGAAGUUCACAGCCUGUGGAUGGAAGUGGGAUAGUGAGAAACAGCUACUACAUCCAAAACCCGUCGUCACCGCCCCUCCGAAAGACGAUAGCUUGCAGAAUGAACUGAGCCGUGUAAUGGCUUUAAUCAGCAAUCAAGGCAGCUGA
Aspergillus nidulans FGSC A4 is the source of this 639-nucleotide messenger RNA. Its product is annotated as CSN8/PSMD8/EIF3K family protein. Gene Ontology annotation, cellular component: COP9 signalosome; cytoplasm; nucleus. The record is from RefSeq and is a predicted model, not a curated record. Gene Ontology annotation, biological process: protein deneddylation; COP9 signalosome assembly. Lineage: Eukaryota; Fungi; Ascomycota; Eurotiomycetes; Eurotiales; Aspergillaceae.